CCUUAGAGGGCUCAGUGCUGAUGCCUCUGUAGAAGUCUGUAGACAGUUCAAAUAUCUGCAUUGAGUGUCAGAUGUUUUCUUUCCUCACCAUUGGAGUCUAAUCUUGCCAAUUUUAUAAUAAUUAUUAUCGCUAGUUCGUGUGAUAAUUAUAAUACACGUUGUAAGAGUGUAGCAUAUCAACGCAAUCGCAUCUCAAAGAUAAAACUAUUGGGCUGAUUAUCUCAACGACUCUCAGUUUAGCUCUACAGAUGAGUUCUGUCCAUUAACCACGCCACAGCUCAUCGCGGGCAGGUAGGUAGGGGUUUAAUGCUUAUUGAAGGGAGACCCUAGAGGCAGACUCUCUACCACCACCGACAUCUGAGCUCCCAAACGCAUAGACGGGCAAUGACGAAGCCUCAAGCAUCACGGAAGUCCUCAAAGCCGCCAGAGAAAGGAGAGGCGGGAGCUGUUGAAUGGAAAUGCGAGUGCCCUUGUGCGGAUGAACGCAGGGACGUGCAGAUGAAAGCACAAUCAGAAGAAGUGGAGCCCCAAACCCAAUGCGAGAAAUCCUGGGACAGGUUCAACAUUCGCCCAGACAUCGAUGAGGAGGAGUCUUCGACUCGGGGUCUUCGGGUUCUCAGGUUUAUCCUCCUGGCACUGCUCUUCCUCGCCGUGUUCGGAACGGCGGUGCUCAGCAAGCUGAGUCUGGUGUACUUGGCCGAGAUGAAGAGGGUCGCCAGGCAGGCCGGCGAGCUCGACCAGAACCAGUUCUAUUCCUGGGUCCUCGCCUUCGUUCUCGUCAUCCCCAACAUCUUCAGCUCCAUCCGCUGCGGCCUCCGGCUCGCCUUCAAGAAUUCCGAUGUCUCCAAUCGGAAGAUGAUCGCUCUGAACUGCUUGCUGGAAGGCUUCAUCGGCCUUGGCUCAGCGCUCAUGGCCAUCGUCGUCCUCCCGGCAGAGUCGGCGAACCUUCUCAGCAGCAUCCUCCUCCUUAACGGUGUCACCCUGGUGCCGAGCGCACUGCAGUUCGCGGGCAGGUGGACGCGAGGCAGGAAGCCGCCUCGGACGUCCAAGCUCUUGAGCCUGGCCUCCCUCUGCUGCUGUCUCGUCGCAUUAGCGCUGUCGGUCGCCAAAGCGGCGUUAGUGGCGCCUGACGACGGCUCCACGGAGGCGGGAAGGUUCGCGCACCUGGCGCUGCUGCUGCUGAGCCUGCUGCUCGUGUCCCUGUCGUGGUGGGAGAACUUCCUGCCCGCUGGCUGGCUCCGGGGAUUCCGCGACGCCGUCGGCGAAUCGCGGAACCUCGCCGAGUUCUACGGCUCGCUCGUGCGCACGCUCAUCAUCGUGGCGGUCGUGCUGCUGGACGCGGGCGUCGAGGGCGAGUGGAGGAGCUUCAGCGCCAUCAGCGGCAUCGCGGAACACCGCGAGAGCGUGGCGCUCGCCCUGGCUCUGUUGGGCGUGCAGGCGGGCGCCUCCAUCCUCUGCAAGUGGCUCGCUAACGCCGCCUGCAAGAUCCGCCAGCAGAGGAGCUGCUUCGCCGCGCCGCUCUGCCUCGCCACGCCCGCCGCCCUAGCGGUCGUCUUCGCCCUCCACCUCGCGCUCGACGCCUCGGGUGACUCUCGCUACGACUGCGAGUCGGUCCGACGGUGGAACGGCUCCGAGCGGACGACGCCCGCAGCCGCCUCACUCUUCUAUGACCGCACGGCCGCCACCGUCUGCUCGUUCGUGGGUGCCGGCGAAGACACCGCGGUGGACGCCGUGGCCACGUUCGGCGCCGGGGCGCUGUGGUUCGCGGCGCUGCUGCUGGCGGCGACACCCGCGUUGCGCCCGGAUGGCGCGACGCGCAUGGAGCGCACACGCGAGCUCUUCGUGCGCCGCACCCCGCAGCCCGCGUGUCUCGUCGCGGGGCUGCUGCUCAACCGGCGACAGCAGCAGGAGGAGGAGGAGGAGUUGGUGCUGGAGGAGAGGAGCAACCAAAAGCAAGAGAGGGUGAAGAUCUACCUGUGCGCAACCAUGUGGCACGAGACCAAGGAGGAGAUGACGAAGAUCAUCUCGUCCAUCCUGAGGCUGGACAGGAGUCAGCCAAAGGAUCUCAACGUCGGUUCCCGCGGCGGAGGGAAGAAGAAUGAGAAAAAGGAGGAGAAGAUGAAGACGAAGGAGGAAAAGAAGACAGAGAAUAAGGAUAAUAAAAAUGAGAAAGAACAAGGGAAGGAGGAUCAGGAUGGGAAGAAGGAGGAGAAGGAGAAAAAGAAAGAAGAGAAGAAGAAGAAAACAGAGAACGAGGAAAAGCAGAAGGAGGAGGAAAAGGAGGAGGAAAAGAAGGGGGAGAAGGAGCAGAAUCAUAAGAAGGAGGAGAAGACGGUGAAGCGGGAACCGUACGACUUCUCGGCUCACAUCUACUUCGACGACGCCUUCGAGAGGAAGGGAGAUCGCAUGGUGGUCAACCAGUUCGUGACCAGCCUCACGGACGUCAUCGCCGAAGUGUGCCGGUAUUUUGAGAAAAACUCGAAGAAUUCACAAGAGGCGCCCUCAAUGGAGAGGACUCAGACGCCGUACGGAGCGCGACUCUCCUACAAACUCCCGCACGGCAACUCGCUGUGCGUGCACCUCAAGGACAAGGAGAUGAUCCGCCACCGCAAGCGCUGGUCCCAGGUAAUGUACUUGUACUACCUCCUUGGCUGGAAGAUCUACCGCAAGAUCCACACAGUUAAGAAAGAUGAACAAGAGGAAUGGGUGGAGAGGAAGAAGCGCAACACCUACGUGCUGGCCUUGGACGGAGACACGGACUUCUACCCCUCGGCGCUCUCCAUGCUGGUCGACCGACUCACGAGGGACCCCACCGUUGGCGCCGCCUGCGGGAGAAUUCACCCGACGGGCGUGGGGCCGCUCGUCUGGUACCAGAAGUUCGAGUACGCGGUAGGACACUGGCUGCAGAAGACGGCCGAGCACGUGCUGGGCUGCGUUCUCUGCAGCCCUGGCUGCUUCAGCCUCUUCCGAGCCAAGGCCAUCAUGGACGACAACGUCCUCAAGACCUACACCACGGUGGCCACCGAGGCCCUGCAGUACAUCCAGUAUGACCAGGGCGAGGACCGCUGGCUGUGCACGCUGAUGCUGCAGCAGGGCUGGCGCGUUGAGUACUGUGCCGGAUCGGACGCCUACACCAACGCCCCGCAGGAAUUCAAGGAGUUCUUCAACCAGCGGAGGCGUUGGGGCCCCUCCACGAUGGCGAACACCUUCAGUAUCCUGGAAAAUGGCAUCCGCACAGCCAAGAGGAACCCGUCCAUCUCUCGGCUCUACAUUCUCUAUCAGAUCAUCUACACGGCCACCUCCAUCAUGGGUCCGGCCACCGUCUGUCUCAUGAUUGCAGGUUGCUUCACCUUCGUUUUCAAAAUCGACCAAAACUGGGCACUCCUCAUCGCCAUCGUUCCGCCCGCUCUGUACAUCGCCGUCUGCUUCAAAACGAAGCCCGACACGCAGAUCAAGGUGGCCAUGGUACUCACCGUGAUCUACAUGUUCCUCAUGACGGGCACGCUGCUCGCUAUGGUCGGCGACAUUGUCAAGAACGGUAUCCUCACGCCCAGCGGCAUCUUCUUCAUCACUCUCGCGGGCAUCCAUCUCAUCGCCGCGGUGCUGCACCCGCGCGAGUUCUCCUGCAUCGUGCACGGAUUCUUGUACCUCAUCUGCAUCCCCACGGGAUACCUGCUGCUGCUCAUCUACUCGCUGGUCAACAUGUACAAUGUAUCAUGGGGCACGCGUGAGACCAAGGCGCCUUCUGAGCCCUCCCCCAAGGAGCAGAAGAAGAAACGCAAGCAUCAUUGCAAUGGAACGAGAUGCUGUGUGCUGCCACUCGAGUGGGACUGCUUCCAGUGGAGAAUCAGCGUCUAUCCGAAGGAAUACUCGGCGCUGAGUCAGGAGGAAGACAGUUCAAGCCGAGUGGAGUCGUGCGCAGUGGAACUCGACGGAGAGAUGAUGCUGCGUCCACUUGAGGCCAGACAACAGGACACCACGAGCACUCAGAUGGAGCAUCCAAAAGGAAUAGAGAGUGAGGAGAGACGACAGGGCAUCGCGAGCACUCGGACGGAACAUCCAGAAGAAGCAGAGAUCGAGGCGAGAGGAGAGGAUGUCGCGACCACUCAGAUAGAGCAUCCAGAAGGAGCAGAGAUGAGACCAGAGGACAUCGCGAGCACUCCGACAGAUCAUCCAGAAGGAGUAGAGAGUGAGGAGAGACGACAGGGCAUCGCGAGCACUCGGACGGAACAUCCAGAAGAAGUAGAGAUCGAGGCGAGAGGAGAGGACGUCGCGAACACUCAGAUGGAGCAUCCAGAAGGAGCGGAGACAAGACCAGAGGACAUCGCGAGCACUGAGACGGAUCAUCCAGAAGGAGUAGAGAGUGAGGAGAGACGACAGGGCAUUGUGAGUACUCGGACGGAACAUCCAGAAGGAGCAGAGAUCGAGGCGAGAGAAGAGGACAUCGCAAGCACUCAGACAGAUCAUCCAGAAGGAGCAGAGAGCAAAAGUCGACCUCCAGAGGAAUCAGACACAGACCUCGCCCUCCAUGCCAAAGGGCGCCAUGACCUCGUGUGGCAGCGCCACCAGAAGAUGCAGCUCAUGUUUGAGAAAGUUCUGCCUCAGGGUUACGUCAUCAUGCAGAGGUGCAGCCUCGAUCAGGAGGAAGAUGAGUUCUGGAAGAGCAUGAUCAGUGACUACCUCAAGCCUCUGGAGGAAGACGACGAUCACAGGAAGCGCGUGAAGCAGGAACUCUUCGAGAUAAGAAACAAGGGCACCUUCGUCUACUUCAUGAUCAAUGCACUGUGGCUGGUGGCGACCCUGGCACUGCAGUUCGUGGGAGCCGACCUCUACAUCCACAUCCCGAGCAUGAAGAACGAGGGGACGGUCAUCGACGUGCCGCCCCUCGCCUUCAUGUUCCUCAUCAUCUUCUCCAGCAUGCUCAUUGUCCAGUUCCUGGCCAUGCUUUACCACAGGUUGUUCACACUGCUGCACGUGCUCUCCUACGUGAAGUCGUCGUCGUCAGGCCAGCAGUCAGGGAGGGGUGCUGUUGGCCAAGACAACAAAGCAUUCGUCAACGAUGGAGACGACAAUGACGACGGUCAGCAGUGCCGCCUCGGAGAGAUUGUCUAACAGAUCCCUGGACCCCCUCCUCGCACACUGCACGUGGACCCCCUACCCAUGCACGUCGUGGUUUAUCAAUGACGGUGCGGUCGGUAAAGGUGCAGCCCUGCAAGAUGCUUCCCUUGUUGCCACCACCGGCAGAAGGGCCUCUUGCUACACGGAGCUCUAGAGAGAGCCCUCUCAAGUGGUGUAUUAGGCCUACGCUUCCAUGCUGACCAGAUGUCUUGGUAGAGGUGGGAGUUACCCACGCUUUACCCCACCACCGCACGUGACCUGCCGAUCGAUCAACUAUGCUGUAUCCAUUUACACAGCUGGGUGGACAGAGGCAGCGAGAUUUAAGAAGCUUGCAGCGUCGCUCCAACUGUCAGGCCUGGAGAUCGACCUCUAGAUCGCAAGUGCCGUGACGUGUUCAUUGCAGCAGGGCAGCCUCUCAUUACAAUAGAAUGCAGUCAAGAGGGCUGCUGUACAACAACGGUGGACAUCCCUUGUGAUUUCAUCGGCUGAAGCAAAUGUAGGGGCUUUGAAGAUGCUCAUGGCCACGGACAGAGAAGUCGCUUCUAUGUAGUAGUGGUCAGAUGAAGGAAACGUCCUGUUGUUGUUUGUAUGUUGAACUUAUUUUGCAACGCACUUAGCCAACCAUGCUAUCGGGGAUGUAAACAUCACCCCCACCUAGACUGCCCCGUUAACCAUAGCAGUUUAUCAAAUCACAUUUGUAUGCCUGAUUAAUUUAGAGGUCGAGCAACCCACAUGGGAAAUCUUGUUUUUCGAAAGGUUUCUCAACCAAACAACACAGAAAACGAUUCCUCGUAUCGCUUUAAUAGACUUAUGGAGCUGUUAGUGAGCACCUAAUAACGGCCGGCACAGCACACAAGGUGGGUGGCCAGCACUAAGUCAAACUGCAUUGCCGCACCAGGUUCUCAUUUGAGGCUGAGUCGACCUAGAGGAGGCCGAGAACCGGUUUAGAUAAUCGCCACUAUUGUUGGUGGCCAUGGGUGGAAGUCGAACUAGCGUCCCAAGGUUCAAAUACUUGUGCAGGGCUAUGAAGAUGAGUUUUAUUCCAUGUUCAUUGAUGGUCAGAUAUAUAUGCCUACAUAUAUUUUUAGAUAUUUAUAAUACUCUUUGGUUCUUUCGGUAAAGUCACGUAGGUAUAACAUAAAAUAAAUCACGACGUUUCGAUUGCAACACAAGCAAUCAUCAUCAGGUGGGAAAACCACAGCAAGAGAAAAUGUGGCUGAAGUGGGAGAGAGAUGCUGUGGUAAGAGGUUAUAUAGGUAAGAAAGGGGG
Molecule: messenger RNA, 6387 nt
Organism: Lethenteron reissneri (Far Eastern brook lamprey)
Lineage: Eukaryota; Metazoa; Chordata; Hyperoartia; Petromyzontiformes; Petromyzontidae
Product: chitin synthase chs-2-like
Biological process (GO): chitin biosynthetic process
Cellular component (GO): cell septum; cell periphery
Molecular function (GO): chitin synthase activity
Source: RefSeq, a predicted model, not a curated record